Molecule: messenger RNA, 1226 nt
Organism: Drosophila nasuta
Lineage: Eukaryota; Metazoa; Arthropoda; Insecta; Diptera; Drosophilidae
Product: trypsin-2-like
Exons: 3
Coding region: 55-1119 (354 amino acids)
Biological process (GO): proteolysis
Molecular function (GO): serine-type endopeptidase activity
Source: RefSeq, a predicted model, not a curated record
AGUCUUGAAAGUUUACAAUCAAAACAAGUAUUAUCGAAACAUAAAACUCUGAAAAUGAAUCUCUCAAAAUUAAUUGUUAUUCUCACUUUUAUACAUUGCCGCUUCAAGCAUUUAAAUUGUUUGGCUGACGCACUAUUGGAAGACAACCUUAAUAUUGAGUCCGCGGCGUUACGAAGUAACUACAAGAGUUUUGAUAACGUACUUGAUGAGGUCAAGAACACCAAUGAGGCACCACUAACAAAAGUGAAAAGUAAAAGCGAAUCUUUUGUCAACUCUACCUUGGUCAAAACCAGAGAGGAUGAUGAAUUCGUUUUUCUAGUAGUCGGUGGUUAUCGUCCAGAGAAGAAUGAUCUUGCUAAAUAUGUUGUGUCGCUUCGCCAUGUAGAUAUGGAGAAAGAUGAUGGUUUUGGAUUUGGACACUUUUGUGGUGGCUCUAUAAUUUCUAAGAAAGUUAUUCUGACAGCAGCGCAUUGUCUUGCUAAGAGGGGUUCUAUAGCGUUCGCAAAGAAUAUAAAGGUCGUCGCUGGAACAACUCGCCGUUUGCUACGAAAUAAACAGACCCAAGAAUUAACGGUGGCCUCAGUAAAAUUGCAUCCUAAGUAUAAUGCACUUAAUCUUCAUACCUAUGACAUCGCAUUGAUUAAGCUCAAGGAUGAGUUGGACUUAAGUGAAGAGUUUGUGAGUAUUAUUCCUAUAGCAAGUGAGAAGCCAUUAGCUGGACAGUUAUGUACUAUCAUAGGAUGGGGCACCAUUUUGGAAAGUGGACCGGAACCUGAUAAUAUUGGAAAUGGAGAUGUAACUAUUCACUCAGAUGCAUAUUGUGCCUCAAGACUCGGGCGCUUUAAAAAGGACUUCUUUGUAUGCAUCUCGAACCCCAAAAAUUAUGAAGUCAGCAGUUCCAGUGGUGACUCAGGAGGACCGUUAAUAUGCGAUAACAAAGUGGUGGGCAUUUGUUCUCACGGGAUUCGUAUUGGGCAUGCAACACUUCCUAAGGUAUACACUAAUGUCUACUAUUUUCGAGAAUGGAUAUUACGAAAUGGAGUUUGUUGCCUCACCAAUAAGUUGGAGCACAUCGUCCUGGCAUUCGUCAUUGCUUUUAUCUAUCAAUAUACUUUUUAAAAGAUAUGGAAUAUAGACUAAGAUACGAUUUUAUAAUUUUAAACAUUUUUGUAAACUCUCUAUUUGUCUCAUUUUAAUUUGAAAUUAAUUAUAAAUAUUUUCUGGAA